GGGCGGCCGAGCUGCUCCUGCCCCGCCGGCAAGGCGCUGGGCCCCGACGGCCGCAGCUGCGCCUCACCCUGCGCCGGGGCGCCCUGCCAGCACCACUGCGUGCCCAACGGCGACACCUUCCUCUGCAUGUGUGAGGCUGGCUACCAGCUGGCCCCCGACGGCAGCAGCUGCGAGGACGUGGACGACUGUGCCGUGUCGCCGGGGCUGUGUGAGCAGGCCUGCCUCAACACCGAGGGCGGCUUCGAGUGCCGCUGCCACCACGGCUAUGAGAUGGUGGAGGGGCGCUGCCAGCCUGUCUCCAGCUGCUACGCAGCCCCCUGCGAGCACCGCUGCGAGGACGUGCCUGGUGGCUACCACUGCAGCUGCAUGCCCGGCUACGCCGUCCACCCGCAGGAGCCCGCCCGCUGUGUGCUGUACUGCGACCGCAGCCAGUGCCCGGCCGAGUGCAACUCAAACACCCAUUCCUGCUACUGCCCCGAGGGCUUCGUGCUGGACGAGUCCUCCAGCAAUGACACGGUCUUCUGCGUCGACAUUGAUGAGUGCGAGAUGGACUUCUGCGACCACAACUGCACCAACCAGCCCGGCAGCUACGCCUGCCACUGCUCCGACGGCUAUGUGCUCGUUGACAGGAACCACUGCCAGGAAACCCAGGUGGAGGACGGUGGGGGCUCCUCAGGAGACUUCGAGCUAUGGACGCCCGUCCCCAGCCGCGGCCCACCAAAAACGGAGCACCUGCACCCUGGUGCGCUGGUGGGCAUCACCGUGGGUGUCCUGUGCGCGGCCCUGGUUCUGCUGGCUGUCGGGUACCACCUGGCCAAGAAGCGCUGCCGGCCGCCUGCCUCCAUGGAUUACAAGUGCGGCAGCCACCACGAGAAGGAGGUGGGACUUCAGCAGGUGACUGCGGUCUGUGCCGCCUCUGGCCAGAAACUGUAGGGAGACCUGGUGGGACGGAGUGAGCGGGAGGUGACGUGGAACUGGGUAAAGUUUAUUUUCAACUCCCCUUCCCCCCCCCCCCCCCGGUUUGUAAUGAUAAAGAGAAUUCAGGAGAAGCUGUGAUCACCCCCGCCGCCAAAAAAUACAUGCUGCUUUUCAGCCGGCUCUCAUGAACGUGUGCCACAGUGAGCGGGGAGGGCCUGGGGCACGCCGCUGUGUGGUUCCUGUUUCUGCUCCCUUCCCUGAGCCUGUGGGAGGGGAAGCUCCAGAGGGGAGCUCUGCGGGAGGAGCAGCCCUGCUUGGACCUGACUUGAGCUUGAUCCACCUCGCCACGGGGUGAGAGCACGCGCCCAGCAGCUGCCUUGAGGACCGUGGGCUGUGGGAGGUUGUCUCGCCUGAAUUGUCCCUUGGCAGGAGAGUGCCGCAGGCUGGGGAUGAAGUGAAGAGUGAAGAGCCCAGAGUGAAGAGGCGCUGGGAUGCUCCAGCUUUUGUCUGGAUUUGGUUUAGUGUUUUAAAACUGAUAAACGAUGGCAGAAGGGUCUUUUGGUCAGUACUUUGCCUGCCCUCUGUGCCCCCGUCACCCUCAUUGGCAGAAAUUCUAUCACUUUUUUUCUCUUCCCCAUUUUUUGCGUACGUAUCUCUGCGCAGCUGAGCACUUUUCUAGGGGCAGCAGGCACCCUGCUGGGCAUCACUGUGGGGCAGGGGGGGGAACGCUUAUUUCUCUCCCCUUUUACCAUUUUGGGGUUUUUGGGGAAUGCGGAGGUUAAAAGGGGAUACUGAGAAUGCCAGGGUAUUUUUUUCUGUGCUAGGGAGGGUCGUUUUCAGCACCAGUGAGACCGUGCCUUGUGUUCUCUGCACGUCUUCCAUCGUUUUCUGCCGCUGCUGGAUUAAACUGCUUGUUACAGAGCAACUUAACUCACCGCUCCCAUCUGCAAGCUUUUUUCCUUUUUUUCCCUUUUUUUCCUUUUUUUCCUUUUUUUUUUUUUUCCCCUUAGUUUUAGUCCAGGCAAUCUAAUUCAUGUCAAAGUUCAAUGACAAAACUUCCUGGUGGCGUUCACAGGAGCAGGAUCCAGCACGGAGCUGGGGGAGGAUCCAGGGAAAGUUCUCUGUGGGGUUUUCCUGGGGGGUGAGAUCAGGGACCGGGCCGCCGGGGCUGGCGGUACGGGUCCGGGAGCUGUGCUGGAACCAGUGCUGAGGGCUUUGGGCCCCGUUUUGGGGCUGGGAGUUUGGGGUCGGGGCUGGAGGGGCUGUGCCCCCCGGGGAUGAAGCUCCAUCACUGAGACAAACAUCAGCUGCACGCUGCGUGAACUGUCACUUUCCUCGUGUGAAUGGCUGACCCCACUGUUUUAUAGACCCAGCAUGUGUGUAAAUAUUUAUUUAUUGGAAAUGUACCCUACGCAAUACACAAUCACGUUGUGAUUUUGUGUGUAGACCAAUAAAGCUUUUACCAUCUGGUUUAUAGAAA
Messenger RNA from Oxyura jamaicensis (ruddy duck), 2398 nucleotides. RefSeq names its product thrombomodulin-like. Lineage: Eukaryota; Metazoa; Chordata; Aves; Anseriformes; Anatidae. Gene Ontology annotation, molecular function: calcium ion binding; transmembrane signaling receptor activity. The record is from RefSeq and is a predicted model, not a curated record. The annotation marks the transcript as partial. The transcript has a single exon. Gene Ontology annotation, cellular component: membrane.